GUCAUCUCUCUCUCUCACACACAACACGCACUGAUUCUCUCUCUCUCUCUCACUCACUCACUCCCACACACCACACCCAAAAUCCAACAACCUACAGAUCUUCUCCACACGCUCUCAAUUUUCAAUUCGUAAACCCCUAAAAUCUGCUCAGAUCUGCUCCCACAUUCUUGAUUUCUACUGUUUUGGGGUUUAAUUCUUCUCUCCCAUGGCGGUUGCUGCUGCUACCAUGGAUUUCUAUCUCUAGUGCUAUUGUAGUUUUUGAGUAAAUGGCGAGCUCCGACCCUAGCAAGAAUCCCCGGUCAGACCAAUGGCCGCCGGCGCCGGAUUCCGCUGCAAUGCCUCCUUCGUCCUGGGCUAAGCGCACUGGAUUUCGCCCCAAAUUCUCCGGCGAGACCAAUGCCAGUGAGUCUGGUCAAUUUACUCCUUUACCCCCUCCCCCACCCCCGCCUCACGCGCCGGCAAAACCUAGAGUUCCGGAUACUAAUCUGGAUCUCGAAUCCGGCCGUCCCCGGCCUAGACCUACUUCAAAUGGAGAGGCUGUGGUUGCGAAAGAGAAGGAGAAGGAAAAGGAGCAGACGCAGCAAGUGAAAAGGCGGAGGGAUUCCGAUGGGGGGAAAAAUUCGGGGGGAAAUACACAGGCGACGGCGACGGGCGAGGGAAGCCGGGGGACGGCGAGGAAUGACGGUGCUCCGGCGGCGGAUGUCCUGCCUCAAUCGGUGAUGGAUGACGAAGGGUUUGUGGGCAGACAUUCGCAUAUGAAGUAUGAGCUUAGAGACACUCCUGGCCUCGUUCCGAUUGGUUUCUAUGGAAUUCAGCAUUUUCUAUCUAUAUUGGGAUCGCUGGUUCUAAUCCCGCUCGUCAUUGUUCCGGCAAUGGGUGGCACUUAUGAAGAUACGUCGAAUGUAGUUUCCACCGUGUUAUUUGUGUCAGGAGUGACGACACUGUUGCAUACGUCGUUUGGUUCAAGAUUACCGUUGAUACAGGGUUCUUCGUUUGUUUAUCUUGCCCCUGCUCUUGCGAUUAUCAACUCUCCCGAGUUUUUGGGGCUUAAUGGAAAUAAUUUCAAGCACAUAAUGAAAGAGCUACAAGGGGCCGUAAUCAUUGGGUCGGCCUUCCAGGCCCUGCUGGGGUACAGUGGUUUGAUGGCAGUAUUUGUAAGGUUAAUAAAUCCGGUUGUUGUGUCCCCUACGGUUGCUGCUGUUGGACUUUCGUUCUAUAGCUACGGCUUCCCUCGAGUCGGAACCUGUAUCGAAAUUGGUGUGGUGCAGAUAUUACUGGUUAUCAUAUUUUCCCUUUAUCUUCGUAAAAUAUCAAUAUUGGGUCAUCGUGUAUUUCUAAUUUAUGCGGUUCCCCUUGGUCUGUUCAUUACAUGGGCUGUGGCCUUUCUUUUAACGGAAUCCGGAGUGUAUAGCUAUAAAGGCUGCAAUGCUAAUGUCCCCGCCUCCAAUAUCAUUUCCGACCACUGCAGAAGGCACAUUUCGAGAAUGAAACAUUGCCGAGUCGACACUUCUCAAGCCUUGAGAUCAUCGCCAUGGUUUCGAUUUCCUUACCCGUUGCAAUGGGGGAUGCCUGUAUUCCAUUGGAGAUCAGCCGUCAUAAUGUGCGUGGUGUCGAUAAUCUCAUCCGUCGAUUCUGUCGGUUCAUAUCACGCGUCGUCGUUGUUGGUGGCGUCUAGACCCCCGACGGCCGGGGUUUUGAGCCGCGGCGUCGGUCUCGAAGGGCUUUGCAGCAUUUUGGCAGGUCUGUGGGGCACGGGAACCGGCUCGACAACUCUGACGGAAAAUGUUCACACCAUUGCUGUAACUAAAAUCGGAAGCCGCAGAGCUGUCGAAUUGGGGGCCAUCAUAAUUGUCGUCUUGUCGCUUAUAGGUAAGGUCGGGGGCUUUAUCGCAUCGAUACCAGAAGUGAUGGUUGCAGCUCUUUUGUGCUUCAUGUGGGCAAUGCUGACCGCAUUGGGUCUGUCGAAUUUACGGUACAGUGAGGCCGGGAGUUCGAGAAAUAUUAUCAUAGUCGGAUUGUCGUUAUUCUUUUCCCUAUCGGUACCCGCCUAUUUUCAGCAGUACGGAAUCUCCCCGAACUCGAACCUUUCCGUUCCGAGCUACUUCCAGCCGUACAUCGUCGCAUCCCACGGUCCAAUCGACACCAAAUUCAGCGGGCUGAAUUACGUUCUGAACACAUUGUUGUCGUUUAACAUGGUGAUUGCGUUUCUAGCGGCGGUCGUGCUUGACAACACGGUCCCGGGCAGCCACCAGGAGCGCGGCGUGUAUGUCUGGUCCGAACCAGAGGCUGCUCGACGGGAGCCCGCCGUGUUGAAAGACUACGAGCUGCCGUUCGGAGUCGGUAGGCUCUUCAGAUGGGUGAAAUGGGUUGGUCUUUAGUCGAUCGAAAGAAAUGUAUAUGUCGAUAUCGAAACUGAAUCGUCGAUACCUGAACCCGGCGCGGCGGAGCUCGUCUCGUCAUCGGGAUUCGGAACCUUCUAGAAGCUUCUCCGGCAAUGUGUGUGAUGCAGUAAGAUUUUGCGGGAGUUAGCCAAUUUUAGAAAAUGAUGAGUUUGUUGUGUAUAUUACAUUUUAAUUUGUAUUUGGUUGGUGAUGGGAUUUGUGAUUUUGGUGUCUCUAAUGUCGCUGGUAGUUGUUGAAAAUCGUGAACGCGCUUUUGUAUAUUCUUUUUUUGAGUUUUUUAAAUGGGCAUUGGACAUUGAUGGUGGUUUAUUUAUUGGCAAUUUACUUUUUGGGUG
This is a messenger RNA of Andrographis paniculata, 2737 nucleotides long. RefSeq names its product nucleobase-ascorbate transporter 12. The transcript has 10 exons. Gene Ontology annotation, biological process: transmembrane transport. The record is from RefSeq and is a predicted model, not a curated record. Gene Ontology annotation, molecular function: transmembrane transporter activity. Bases 267 to 2378 code for a protein of 703 amino acids. NCBI's taxonomy places the organism in Eukaryota, Viridiplantae, Streptophyta, Magnoliopsida, Lamiales, Acanthaceae. Gene Ontology annotation, cellular component: plasma membrane.